AUGGACACCCGAAUCAAGCUAGGUGUGAUAAUGCUUCUCGGUUUAGGUGUAUUAUUCAUGGCUCACUUUUUGUUCUCAUCAAGAGCUGCGACUGCAUCUGUCGUGAGAACCUACCACGUUCACGUCCUUGGGAAACCAAAUAACGAUCCCACUGCUGCUACUGUGGGUCUCGACUGUUGUUUGUACAUUGAGACCGGUCUUAUCAUCAUCGCGGCCUCAAUUCCCUGCAUACGCUCUCUCUUUCGUAAGCGCAAGGGCGCAAACCGCACAAACUCCUUUGAAUUUAGCACCAACGCAGGGUACUCUAGCCGCGUUCAUUAUCGGAAAGGACAGGAUUUAUUCGAUGAAGAGUUAUGCGCUUGCCAAAACACCACUAGCCAAGACGAUAUCUGCGAGGACUGA
Penicillium lagena is the source of this 402-nucleotide messenger RNA. RefSeq lists its product as uncharacterized. The coding region runs from base 1 to 402 and encodes 133 amino acids. NCBI's taxonomy places the organism in Eukaryota, Fungi, Ascomycota, Eurotiomycetes, Eurotiales, Aspergillaceae. The transcript is spliced from 2 exons. The record is from RefSeq and is a predicted model, not a curated record.